Molecule: messenger RNA, 1140 nt
Organism: Vicia villosa (hairy vetch)
Lineage: Eukaryota; Viridiplantae; Streptophyta; Magnoliopsida; Fabales; Fabaceae
Exons: 1
Coding region: 1-1140 (379 amino acids)
Source: RefSeq, a predicted model, not a curated record
AUGAAUAAUGCUCUUCUCUUAAAAUGGAAGAGGAGAAUCUUGCAUGACGAUGAGGCUAUUUGGAAUAGUUUUAUAAAAGCUAGGUACUUUUGUCCUAAAAUUAGAAUUCAAGUUGACGGGGGAAUGUGGCAAAGAAAGGGUGAAUCUAUUUGGUGGAAAGAUUUAUGCAAGAUUAAUUUGUUGGAGGAUAGGGUCGCAAACGAUUUUUCCGGGAGUUUCAUGUGUUGUUGCAAGAAUGGCAAAGAUGUUCUUUUUUGGCAUAAUAGGUGGUUGGGCGAUCAACCUCUACGCUUGGUCUUUCCGGAUUUAUAUGCUCUUUCUAGCAAGAAACAUUGCACGGUGGCGGAUAUUUUAGAAUGGAUGGAUGGGAUACAUAGAUGGAGGUGGGAAGCUUUGUUCUCGGCCGAUUCCAUUUUCGACAGUAGCAUAACAGCCGCGGCUGCUGCCAGCCAGAACUGGGCUCGGUUUGUCGACAUGCUCUGCGGAUUCCUUCCUUGCGAUUUAAGUCGAGACACUUUCUCUUGGUCCUUCAAUGGAGACAACGUUUUUUCCGUCUCAAGUUUGGCUCAUGCGGUUGAUAAUGCCAAACCUUUAGCUUGGGAUCCUAAAGUUAUCGAUUCGUUGAAAGUGUUGUGGGAUCUUAAGCUCCCGCCGAAGAUUAAGAUCUUUGCUUGGAAAGUCUUCAUUGAUCGGAUACCAACUAGAGACCAAUUGUUGAAUAGAGGUGUUGUUAACGUUACUUGUCCGGAUUGUGUGAUGUGUGGCUCUUGCCUUGAAUCUUCUUCCCAUCUUUUUUUCAAUUGCCAAGAGGUGAAAGGUAUUUGGAAGCAUGUCUUCUUAUGGCUUGGCACACCGAACGAAUUUACCGAAGAGGAGAUGCUUAGUUUUGAUGUCAUUCAAGAAAAGGUGAAUUGUAGUAAACGUCGUAUUUUGAUCAACUACGUUUGGUUUGCUACUAUUUGGAGUAUUUGGCUUAUGAGGAAUGCCAUUAUUUUUAAGGGGGAGGUUUUUUGUUUUGAUGUCAUUUGUUCUAACAUUGUCUUUCUUUCUUGGAGGUGGUUAUGUAGUGGAUAUACUAAGUUUAGACCAAUUUACUAUGAAUGGUUUAAACUUCCAUUAUCCGUUCCUUUUUCCCUCUAG